Molecule: messenger RNA, 1191 nt
Organism: Bipolaris zeicola 26-R-13
Lineage: Eukaryota; Fungi; Ascomycota; Dothideomycetes; Pleosporales; Pleosporaceae
Exons: 6
Coding region: 1-1191 (396 amino acids)
Source: RefSeq, a predicted model, not a curated record
AUGCCAUUGUUGGAUGGGUUUUAUCGACCAAAAAGCAUGCACUGCGACGCUUCAGGCCACGUUCCAGGCGUGAGCGCGAAGAAAGGGCUGGCGAUGGGGAGAGCAGACGAGAGCAGGGCAAACGUGUGGGUGGGGAGGGCAUCUGGAGCCAUGGUUCAUGACUGGUGGACAUGGCAGUGGUUGCGACAUGGAACGGCUUUGGAUGCCCCUUGGUGGGCUUGGGUCCGAGGCAGCGAUCAGCGGUCCCGGGCGAUCAGAAAGUCGCGUGUUGGAUCCAUCCAUCCAGCGGCGAGCGGGACCAUGGCCGCGAAGCCAAAAGCAAGGCAGGGAAGAAAAAAAAGGAGGAUUGCAGGCACAGGCACGAGGACGGGGUGCGUGUGCGUGUGCAAGGGGCCAGGUAAUGGUCAUGUGAUGGAUGCGAGGAAAGGGAAAAAAAAGGGAAGAAAAGCCGUGCCAUGGUCGUGUCAUGGUGGUGGAUGGGUGAUUGGUGGCCUUGCCUGCUUACUACCUGAGAGACGUGCACGUCCACACAUGUAUGUAGCGGCGGCUGCGACGAUACACUACCACUUGGCCAUGCACCCAGAGUCGGCCCGCCAAGCAUCAAGAUGGCGGCGGCGGCGGGCGUUUACACAGGCUGGCAGCUGGUGGUUCGGAUCAUGCGAACAGUACUGGGCGCAUGCAGGGCCAAGCCGGGGGAAACAGUUUUACCAGCGAGCAGCGUCGAGGGCGUUCAGAGGCCAGGACGGCCGAGAAGACAGCACCGAAGCAAAAGCCGUCGCAAGUCGAAGGCAGGCCGUCUUCUGGCGUCAUGGUGCAUGCAUUGACGGUGGGAUUGGUGUGGGCGUAACAAAAGAACCCCCAAGCCCGGCCACAAGAGUGCAUGGCCUGACGCCCGGGGCACAAACUCUGCCUUGGGCCUGUCCGCUAGCCUGUUUCAAGCCCGUUCAUGGCCGCCGACCGUGGGCGAGGGCGGGAACCGACGGUCCAUGGCAUCCAUCAGCCUUGUGCCUCACUGGGCCCGGCAGCUUUGGCCAUAGCAUGGGAGGGAGGUCGGGGAGGGGGGGAGAAGACGAGGAAGCGAGCAGGAACAGGGGAUACGAAGAAGAAAGGGGGGAGACGAGGAAGAAAGAAGCAGAAGCAGCAGCCUCCGACGUCGCCGUUGCCGAAGAACAAGAAGAAGAAGAAGGCUAA